UAAAUACCAUAGCACAGCUGAUUUUGCACUUAAAAGUAAACAAGCUGAACGAUUCUUUUUGUUUUUUUUUCGGUUUAUGAUGCUGCUGCAACGUGUAUGGUUGCCACAAAUAAACAACCAUCUCCGGCAAUACGCAAAAAAGAGUAGGGUGCAUUUUAAGCCAAUCAUGGCGGUGAACAGACGCAUGGUCCACCAAGAAAUACUGCAUUAUGUAAAUCCUUUUGCUAGGAUCAACGUUAAGUCUGAUGUUUUCGUGCGGAUCCAACCGGCGGAUGUGCAUAAGUACACCAGCGGAGAUGUGUUUAUAGCCCAAUUAAUUGGUGGUCAAGUAAAAAACUGCAAUGUAUCGCUAGAUGUAAAAAUAACCGAUGAAGACAAGGUGGUCAAUGUGGUGGUAAAGAAACUGACAGAGCAAACCUCGCAAUUCGAGUGCAAUCUGCAAAUUCCUGUGCGAUCAGAUGUUGCCGUGGAUGCCAAAGGAAACGUUCGGGUGGAAGGAGUCCAGAGUGAACUCUUGCAGGUCAAGGCAGACGGAGGCAUCCUCACCAAGAAUAUUAAAGCCACUAAUAUAAGCCUGUUUAGCGAAAACGGUCAAAUCAUUUGCCAGGGAACGCUGCUGGGGAAGAUCACCGAAAUAGAAACACACAAUGGGAGCAUUUCAUUGGACAAAUUACAAGGAGAUAGCCUGAAUUGCUCCACCAAGGCUGGCAGUAUUGAAACAGACUGUUGCUAUGUAGAAAACUCCAAAUUCCAGACGCAAACUGGACGCCUGGAACUUAAGAAUGUCCACAAAAGCAGCCAAGUUCAUAUCCACCAAUCAGCAGAUCUAAAUAUGACUGGUGUACAUGGAAACCUGCAAGUAAUGACCAAAGGGGGCAGCUUAAAUGUCCAACUAUCAGAGCUUGUGGGUCACAAUAAAAUCGAUGCCCACAACCUAGACGAAGAGGCUUUAAUUCAUAUAUCACAAGCCAUUGAGCAGGACCUCCACAUAGAGAUAACAGCCUCUGAAGUUAAAUUGGAGACCGGACUAGAACAUGUAGCCCAUGCUCUCAACGUGGACAAAAACAAAUUCCUGCUAAGCAAUUCUAACACAAAUCUCCUACAAGUCAGCAGCACUGGCGCCAAAGGCGUCCGCCUUGGAAAACAAUCCUGGAGCGAUAUGAUGAGAGCAAAACUAAAUGUCAUUGGAACCGAACUACCAUAGUUAAAGACAGGCUCUUACUAAGUUACGAAUAUAUUGAGCUGCAAGCUACAAUCUCA
This is a messenger RNA of Drosophila eugracilis, 1260 nucleotides long. Its product is annotated as protein FAM185A. Lineage: Eukaryota; Metazoa; Arthropoda; Insecta; Diptera; Drosophilidae. Bases 77 to 1204 code for a protein of 375 amino acids. The record is from RefSeq and is a predicted model, not a curated record. The transcript has 3 exons.